AUGGACGAAACGAGCCCCCUGGUGUCCCCGGAGCGGGCCCACCCCCCGGACUACACGUUCCCGUCGGGCCCGGGCCCUGGCGCUCACUUCCCUCAGGUGCCGGGGGCCGUGGUGCGGGUGGUACCGCCGUCCGGCCUGGGGCCGUCGCCUCCGGGCUCCCCGGGCCGGGACCGGGAGCGGCAGCCUCUGCUGGAGCGGUGCCCUGGCGGGGCGCGGGCCGCGGCGGUCCAGGCGCAGGCCCAGGCUGUGGCGGCCCAAGCUCAGGCCCUGGCGGCCCAGGCCCACGCGGCGGCGCAGGCGGCGCAGGCCCAGCGGGAGCGGAACGAGUUUCCGGACGACCCCGAGUUCGCCGAAGUGGUGCGGCUGGCCGAGCUGGCGAGCGAGCGCGGCAUCUACCCCGAGCGCAUCUACCAGGGCUCCAGCGGUAGCUACUUCGUCAAGGACCCCCAGGGGAAAAUCAUUGGUGUCUUCAAACCCAAGAAUGAAGAGCCAUAUGGACACCUUAACCCCAAGUGGACCAAAUGGUUACAGAAGUUGUGCUGUCCCUGCUGCUUUGGCCGUGAUUGUCUUGUCCUCAAUCAGGGUUAUCUCUCAGAGGCAGGAGCCAGUUUGGUGGACCAAAAACUGGAACUCAAUAUUGUACCCCGUACCAAGGUAGUAUACCUGGCCAGUGAGACCUUCAACUACAGUGCCAUUGACCGAGUGAAGUCCAGGGGGAAGCGACUCGCCUUAGAGAAAGUGCCAAAAGUCGGGCAGCGGUUUAACCGCAUCGGGCUGCCACCCAAGGUUGGUUCAUUCCAGCUCUUUGUUGAGGGCUACAAGGAUGCUGACUAUUGGCUGCGACGAUUUGAAGCAGAUUCACUGCCUGAGAACACUAAUCGUCAGCUGCUAUUGCAGUUUGAGCGGUUGGUGGUACUAGAUUACAUCAUCCGAAACACUGAUAGAGGCAAUGACAAUUGGCUGAUUAAAUAUGAUUGUCCGAUGGAUAAUUCCAGCUACCGGGACACAGACUGGGUGGUGGUGAAGGAGCCUAUUAUCAAACUGGCUGCCAUAGACAAUGGACUGGCUUUCCCUCUGAAGCAUCCUGACUCCUGGAGAGCAUAUCCUUUUUAUUGGGCUUGGUUGCCCCAAGCCAAAAUUCCAUUUUCCCAGGAAAUCAAAGACCUGAUUCUUCCAAAGAUAUCUGACCCUAACUUCAUCAAGGACCUGGAAGAGGACCUGUAUGAGCUCUUCAAGAAAGAUCCUGGCUUUGACAGGGGUCAAUUUCACAAGCAAAUUGCUGUUAUGCGGGGACAGAUCUUGAAUCUAACUCAGGCCCUGAAAGACAAUAAGAGCCCCCUCCACCUAGUCCAGAUGCCACCUGUGAUUGUGGAGACAGCCCGGUCCCACCAGCGGUCUGCCAGCGAGUCUUACACACAGAGCUUUCAGAGUCGGAAACCCUUCUUCUCCUGGUGGUAGCCCUGCAGGCACUUAGGUGCUGUCUCAGACUUGGGGACUGGGAGGGAGCCUGGGGUGCAGCUUUUGAGAUAAGCCAGCGAAGCAGGUGGAAUCAUAUACUUGAGAGCCCUUCCCCUCUCGUAGAGCCAAAGAGCUUUGCAAAAUAGGGGGAGAACCACCACCAGACAUACUGGGGCAGUCUUAGGCCCUGGUAUUGCCUUUUACAUUCUGGGUAAGGUCAGAAUUCUACAGGAGAAUGGGAGAGGCACUAGGGAAGGAGCACCUGAUUUAAUUUUUUGCCCAGCUGCAGGUUUUGAAAUGCACCAUUGCAGACACCUUACUCUAUUGCAGUACCCUAUCACUUGUUAUAUUUUGCAUCAGGAAACAAAUCCACAAACUCUUAGCAGCAAAAUCCUGGUAGAAUAUUAUCCCUUAAAAACAUCACAACAAUGAUACCAGUUCAGAAAUGACCUUAUAUGAAUUCAGGAGACUAGGCGCCCUGUGUGCUUUUGCCCCAUGUCCAUGGGGGUGAGAGAUUGUGUGCCAGUGCACCAAAGUGGAUAAUACUCUGAUUGAGACCUUGAGCUGAAAAUUUAUACCUUUCAUUUUAAUUUUUGCUUGGUCUUCUCUUUUCCACCAGACCCCACUAGAAAGCCCCCUCUGCUCCCUUUCCAUCUCACCAGUGGGAUAAAAUCUGCUUCCAGAUCUACUGACAAAUUUGUGCUUUUACUUUUACAAAGUCUAUUUUAACUCUAGUCUCUUCAGCAGCUUUGUCCAAGCUCAUAUAAGCCCUGCUAGCACUUAGCUCCUGCUCAGGCUUGCUGUGCAGUUGUGACUCAAGCAGAGGCCAUCAAUGGUUAGACCUUGCCCUUUGAAUCAGGAGGCACAUUCCCAGCAUGCGGCUUUCCACAUGGCCUCAUGUGCUUUCUGGGAGCUAUAGUUGACUUGCCUGUGUGGCCUGCUCAAACUUCAUGGUCCUUGCUUUGACUGGUCUGUCACCUUCUCCAUACUUCUGUCUCAUCCCCUUUCCCAAGUGUUUGGCCCCAGCAACUAGGCUUCCCUUCCCUCUGUGAGCUUCAGUCUCAGUCCAAAUUUGUUCUUAGACUUUUAAGUUCUUUCCCAGCUCUUUUCUCAGAGGAAUCCUUGAGAAAUCUUUAUAUCCUGCCAUUUGCCUCACUUCACCUGCAUUUCAUGCUUGGCCUUGGCUGUUAGCAGCAUACAAGCUUAAGUUCCUCUUUUUACAGGCUGCUAGUGCCUGGCCCACCCCACUGUCCUGCUUCUGUUGUCCCCUCCUGAGGGAGAAGGUAUGAAGGUACAAGAAACAAAAUAUGAAUUUUAUUUUAAUUCUUCAUUGUUUUCAUUAUAUGAUGUGCUUUUCAGGGUGAGAAGAUGGGAAGUCAGUGUUGGUAACAUUUUUGCCUUCCAUUUCUUUCCCUCUAUUAAGCAGUUCUCCCCAUGCUUUUUAAGUAAGCAGGCCCCAAAGGAAGGAGUCCUUUACUGCCUACCCCAAUUCCCCCAUCCUGCUGCUUGCAGCAGUCUGCCUUCAUGUGGUCAUUUCCCCAACUUCAGCCCCUGCCCAGGCCUAGAUUCCCUUUCAGGCAAAGGCUCUUUGAUGGUGGAGUAGAGUGGAGUAGAGAUAACCAUGCACCAGUUUACUUUUUUUUCUUUCUGAGGAUGGCACACCAUACUACUAGAACUAUGGGGCUUCGGUACCCUCCCUGUGACGAAUGGCUGAAUUAGCCUGGCAAAGAAACUAUCUUGAUGGUUUAACCAGUAACCAAAGAAGAGAGUGCUUUCAGCCUGUCCAGUUUCUUCUUCCUCAGAGGCAAGGCAGUGGUGGAGAUCACCUUUCUUCUCCUUGGCUUUUGUGUUCUAGGAAGGACAAACCUGCCAUAGGAUUUUUGCUCUCUAUUAGGAAGAGUACGUAAGUCCACUCUGCAUGACCCCAAGGACAGGGACAACCUAGCUCUCUAGCACUGACAAUCCCAAUCAGCGAUCCUGUCCUGAUUCUCAGGCAGGAUGACAUGCAUUUGAAAAUAAGUGACCUACACUGCAGAGGCAGGUGAUUCCCAUAGAGACUAGAGGUCUCUAUUACUGACUUGCCCAAUUCUGUGGAAACUAGAACCAAGCUCCAAACUCCCUACAAGUACAAAGGCCUUUUGGAGGAAAGUGAGCUUUGCUUAUAGUGUGUAUAUGUUUAUAGAUACACAUAUAUAUGUAAAGUUCCCUCCCCACCCACAUCUGCUCUUCCCCGCAACCCCCAAGGAUGGGGAGAGCCUUUGAAGUUUUAAGAUAGGGAUGGUUAAAUCCUUACAUUGUUUCUCCUGUUUAAGAUUAGCAGAGGAUCAGAAGGAAAGUGAGCCUUGGGAAGGAGUUAGUUCCUGUCCCCUAGCAGUGAUAUGAAUGUAGGGUCUCUUUUCCCAGCCCCUAGUGAUUAUAAGUCUUGGAGGCCGAAUUCAGGUUGCUCUGAAUAGACUGGAAGGAACCAGAGAUAAAGCAGGAGACUUCUGAAUAGCAUGGAGCAAACUCACUCUUUUUUGCUGUCAGGGGGCUUCCCCAUCCCAGCACUGAGGAAAGAAAUGGAGUCCUGGUUACUGUGAUUGCUGCUGCCCCCAUGUAUUGUUCUAAUGCACUGUAGAAACUGUAUGUAAUGUAUUUAUAACAAUGCAAAUGUACAAAUAACAUGAAUUCAAUUCCA
Messenger RNA from Gracilinanus agilis (Agile Gracile Mouse Opossum), 4135 nucleotides. RefSeq names its product phosphatidylinositol 4-kinase type 2 alpha (gene PI4K2A). Gene Ontology annotation, molecular function: 1-phosphatidylinositol 4-kinase activity. The record is from RefSeq and is a predicted model, not a curated record. The transcript has 9 exons. Gene Ontology annotation, cellular component: plasma membrane; endosome; lysosomal membrane. The coding region runs from base 1 to 1458 and encodes 485 amino acids. Gene Ontology annotation, biological process: phosphatidylinositol phosphate biosynthetic process; endosome organization; Golgi organization. Lineage: Eukaryota; Metazoa; Chordata; Mammalia; Didelphimorphia; Didelphidae.